Molecule: messenger RNA, 1398 nt
Organism: Prunus avium (sweet cherry)
Lineage: Eukaryota; Viridiplantae; Streptophyta; Magnoliopsida; Rosales; Rosaceae
Source: RefSeq, a predicted model, not a curated record
GACAGUUUUUGAUCAAGUUUGCAGUUGCCAUGGGAUAAUUGAGCAAGCUAAAGCGGCUCAAUCAUUCCAUGAUAAUUGCAUUCAAAGACAUUGAUCCAAAUUGGCAUCACAGUUCAGAACUUAUUGAAAGGCUCUCCGUCCAAAGAUGGGAGCAUUUUGAUAUAGCUUUGACUGUGAUGGAUCGACAUGGAAUAUGCACAGUUAUAAAAUAGCAGAAGUUCUCCUCUAUCCAAAGAUGUGGACAGCUUUUGUUCAAGGAAUUAUAUAACUGUUUGUAUUUCAGUGUCAAUGGACGUACUUACACUUUCUAUCCAAAGAUGUGAGUUAAGUAUGUUUAAACUAAAGUUUUGGGGAAAUUAUUUAAGGUAUUAAUGUUUUAAAACCUGUACAGUCAAUCACAAUUCAAUCCAGACCCUCACUGGCUCCAACUACAAGAAAUGGAGAGAAGAUCUAGAAAUAGCUCUUGGCUUAUUGGACUAUGAAAUGGUUCUAACUGAGGAAGCACCAGCCACACCAGCAGCUGAUGCAUCUGUCGAAACUAGGACCAAGUUUGCAAAAUGGACUAAGGCUAACAAAAUGGCAAUCUUAAUCAUGAGGAGAUCAAUUUCAGAGGAGGUAAGGGGCAGCAUCACAGAGUCUGAAAAUGCAAAGACAUUUAUUGAGGCAAUAGCAGAGAAUUUCCAAGGCUCCAAAAAGGCUGAGAUAGGUACACUAAUGAGCAAACUCACAGAUUUGAAGUAUAAUGGAGAAGGAUGCAUAAGGACUCAUAUUCUGAACAUGGUAGACAUUGGAAACAAAUUGAAAGCUCUGAAAGUUACAGUAGAUGAAGCCAUGAUGGUGCACUUUGCUCUUAACUCUCUUCCUAGCGUUUAUAGGCAUUUGAAAACUACUUACAUUGCUCAAAAGGAAACAUGGACAGUGGCUGAUCUAAUAGGAAUAUGUGUGCAGGAAGAGCAAAGCAUUAGAAUUGAUAAUGCAAAGGAACAUGUGAAUCUGGUGCAGGAUUUUAAAGGCAAGCCAAAGGAAGGAUAUAAAUCCAAAUAUGCAGACAAGAAACAGAAAAGGAUGAAACUACCAAAGGGACAGGUCCAGUAGGUCUGAAAUGUUUUUUCUGCAAAAAGUUUGGUCACAUGAAGAGGGAUUGUAGAAGGUACAAACGUUGGUUGGACAAGCAAAAGGCUAAAGGGGUUCAAAACAAAGAGAGUGCCAAACAAGGAUGACUUGAAGGUGUUCGUGGGAAAUGGAGAAAGAGUUAAAGUAGAUUUUAUUGGUUUAGUUAAUCUAGAGUUGCAAUCUGGUUUUUGUUUGGAAUUAGUUGAUGUCGUUUAUGUUCCUACUAUGACAAGGAACCUUUUAUCAGUUAGUAGGCUUGUAAAAUCAAACUUACAAUUUGAGUUU